AUGUCAACUGUGCACAUCAUUGAGAAAAGCACAGAAAACACAUUACCAUUAUCACCAGUGAUAGCCAUUGUGAACAAGUACAGCCAUGCCAACGUACGAUCCUCGGAAAAGCGAGAGAAUUUCCGACAAAAGAAGACAUAUGCGGCGGAAGAGGCCCUCUCGGAGAGCGAAUUGCGUCUAGCUUCGUCUCGAAAUGAGGUGGUUCAGAUCAAAGAGACUUAUGAGCAUGAAUUGCGGAAGAGAGAAAUGGACUUCAUGGGGGCACGGGAGCAAUUGCAGCUCAGGGAAGAGCACUGGAAGGUCGAGAUAGAACAGCGAGACAGCGAGAGACAGCGACGAGACAUCGAAGUACAGCAGUGGACGCUCGGGAGACAACAGUCGGAGAUCGAAAGACAAGAAUGGGAGGUCGGAAGGCGGCAGUGGGAGUCUAAAGCGGAACGAUACGAUGCGGACUUGAGAGAUAUUAAGUCUCGAUGGAAGCAGACAGCGAAAGAACUGAAUGGACUACGAGCCCAAGGCCAAGGUUUCUAUCAAGUCACCGACAACUACCUCUAUGAUCUGAUCACACAGCUGAGGUACAAGGUUCGCGACUUCGGCAUCCAGUACUUCUCGGAGAAGCUUCCAAAGCGGUCCCAAUUCGAGCCGAAUCGGGUCUGGAAGGAGAACAUGGUGCCUACCACAAGAGACGAAAGCUAUCUGGAUUUGGUCAACUGUUCAGAAACCCGCCCUAGCGUUAUACAAGCCUUUAUGUGGAGAGUGAUUGUUCAAGAGGUCUUCUGCAAGUUCAGAUGGGCUGGGACGGCAUCGUCACCAGUCACGCAACUUUGUAAAGACUUGGAACCGUGUCUGAACGGUGGGUCCCUAUCUCCUGCAGACAUUGAGGCCACGAAAAGGUUCCAUACCUGGAGGGCCACCACUGUCGGUCUGCUCUUGGAUUCCAUGGACGAGCAGAAGCGGCGUCAAGCCGAUGUUGAACUCCAGAAAUGGAUGAGUGAGGUUCACGACGAAGCCCACGUCAACCUCCGUCUCUUAGGGCCAAAUGAUCAAAAGGGAUGCCAACAAGGCUUCCUCGACAUCAUCGAUGAGGCAGUCAAGAUCGACAAGGAAAUCAGCAGGCAGGUGUCUCGGGUAACUUGGACUUUCGGGUCUGAGGAUGUUAUCCAGACGCUCGAUCUUGCAAGCAUGGAGCUCAGGAAGGGAGAAGUGUUCAAGCCAAAAUCGAAAGUAACGUUGGUGACCUCUCCGGGGGUGAUCAAGCAAGGCAAGUCGACUGGGGAGGGCUUCGAGUCAAGCUUUGAUCUGUUGAAGAUGGAAGUUUCUUGUGAGACAGCUGCAUCUUGGCAAUGA
This is a messenger RNA of Alternaria novae-zelandiae, 1347 nucleotides long. RefSeq lists its product as uncharacterized. NCBI's taxonomy places the organism in Eukaryota, Fungi, Ascomycota, Dothideomycetes, Pleosporales, Pleosporaceae. The transcript has 2 exons. The record is from RefSeq and is a predicted model, not a curated record. Bases 1 to 1347 code for a protein of 448 amino acids.